Messenger RNA from Aspergillus campestris IBT 28561, 1435 nucleotides. Its product is annotated as putative cell cycle control protein (Cwf23). Bases 131 to 1435 code for a protein of 434 amino acids. The record is from RefSeq and is a predicted model, not a curated record. The transcript has a single exon. Gene Ontology annotation, cellular component: spliceosomal complex. Lineage: Eukaryota; Fungi; Ascomycota; Eurotiomycetes; Eurotiales; Aspergillaceae. Gene Ontology annotation, biological process: spliceosomal complex disassembly. Gene Ontology annotation, molecular function: RNA binding.
UCAAGAUCCUCUCUCUCCCACACCUCUCUCUCCCACAGUCGGAUGAGAACUCAAUUCUCACCGGCCUACAAACACCAACCACCAAACCAUACCCCUCACCGUACCUAACACCCACACCCACCAACCCACAAUGUCAACCGACGACCUCAAGGCCCACGCGGCCUCCAACCAAGACUUCUACGCCCUCCUAGACAUCACCCCUGGCGUACAAGAGACCGAAAUCCGACGCGCCUACCGCCGCACAGCGCUCAAAUACCACCCGGACAAGAUCGCCAACCCGACCGCCUCCGACAUCGACAAGUUCCACCUCCUCCAAAUCGCCUACGAUGUACUCUCGGACCCCGCCGUGCGCCAGCUGUACGACAAUGCGCGCGAGGCGCGCGUGAGGAAGCAGCGCGAGCGGGACACGAUGGACGCUGCGAAGCGGAAGAUGCGGGAGGAUCUGGAGGCAAGGGAGCGCGCGGGCGCUGUGCCGGGUGCUGGUCAGCAGCGCGGGGUCAAGCGGUCGUGGAUGGGGGCUGAGACCGCCGCCGCUGAUGAUGACGCGGAGGAGAAGCUGCAAAGGGAGAUUGAUCGCAUUGCGCAGGAUGGGCGGCGGAGGAGGCAGGAGGCGGCGGAUAAGUUGCAGCGGGAAGUGGAUGAGGAAGAACGCGCUGCGCAGCGUGAGGCGGAGGAGGCACAGCGCGCCGCGGAUAGGAGCAGUCAGCGGGUGGAUAGGUCGCGGGAGGGGGGCACGAAUGUGCCGGAGCUGGAGCGCGCAGUCAAGGUGCGCUGGGUGCGGGAGGGGCGUGGGGUGGAUCUCGAUCGGGAUCGCUUGAUGGAGCUGUUUGAGCCGUUUGGGAAGAUCGAGAGCGUGGUGCUUCUCAAGGAUAAGAGGCAGCGGAUUGGGGAGAAUCGGGAGAAGAAGACGAUCGCGACGGGAGUGGUGGUAUUUGCGUCCAUAGUCAGCGCCCACACUGCUGUUCUGGAUAGCGAGAAGAAAAGGCGCCAGGCGGAGAGCGACUGGGCCGUGGUGAACUCGGUCUUCUGGGCAUCUGGUAACCAGCCGGAUCUGGCAUCAGAGGCUACCCCCGCAGAGACACGCAGCCCUUCUCCCGCGAAGACAAACCGAAACCCUAUCCCACAGUCAGCUCCCAAGCCGAGCUUCAAUUUCCCAGGUCUCAAGUCAGCAGGGUCGAACGGGGCCGGGCAGAAGCCCGGAAAAGCCCCGUCAUUCGCUUCAUUCUCUUCCGCCGCCGCUGCUGCAAGCUCCAAGCCCACAGAUCAGGACUCCCGGUCUGCCAGUCCGAGCAGCUUAAGUCUGGAGGAGGCGACCCUGAUGCGACUGAAGAAUGCGCAGCGGGAAAAGGAGCGCAAGGCGCUCGAGGAGCAGAUCAGCAGAGAAGAUGAAGCCGCUGAUGCGGCGGAGGCUGCUGCUGCUGGAGCACGGAGCUAG